Exaiptasia diaphana is the source of this 1409-nucleotide messenger RNA. RefSeq names its product MFS-type transporter SLC18B1. Lineage: Eukaryota; Metazoa; Cnidaria; Anthozoa; Actiniaria; Aiptasiidae. Gene Ontology annotation, biological process: transmembrane transport. Gene Ontology annotation, molecular function: transmembrane transporter activity. Bases 64 to 798 code for a protein of 244 amino acids. The record is from RefSeq and is a predicted model, not a curated record. The transcript is spliced from 9 exons.
CUCCAUUUCGCUUGUAUUUAUUUUCUGUUAAUUCUGUCUUAUUUGGUUAAUGUUUUUGUGUUCAUGAUGGAUAUCUGUUUUGCAGGUUUAUGGUAUCUUGUUGGCAUUAUAGCAAUCUCCUAUWUAGAGCCUAUAUUGCAACCGUAUGCUGAAACGCUUGGAAUAAAUUCUACUGGCGUUGGCUUGCUUUUCCUUGCUACUUCUGGUGCAUAUUUAAUAUGCACUCCCAUUAUCGGCUACGUUCUUGAUAGAAAGCCUUUGAGAAGAACGUUCAUAAUAUUUGGUGCAUUUGGAAUUUCUAUCUGUUUGAUGUUUUUUGGACCAGCGCCUUUUUUGUCGUCGUUCAUUCCGAGGAAAGUUUGGAUGUUGACUUUAUCUCUAGCUGUAAGUGGUGCCGCUUUCUCGUUUGGUUUGGUUCCUGUUUUACCUGAACUGCUUAAGUGUUGUUAUGAACGAGGGUUCCCAAAAGACAUCUUAACAGAUUCUCUAAUAUCUGGUAUUUAUACCGGGGUCGCUAAUCUAGGAGCAUUUUUUGGUCCAGCUGUCGGUGGUAUAUUGACUGGUGCUGUUGGUUUUCCAUGGACUUCUACAAUAAUGGGAUUUGCUGUGUUGUUUAAGGCUCUUCUACUUUUGAUAUUCUUCAUCUUUACUAGGCGCAAUAAUUCCGAUCACAAUACACKUCACCGUGACGGCCGACUUCAAUAUUCAGAAAGCUUUGAAACGUUGAACGUGUCAUAUCGCAGCUCAGCGACAGUCAGCCUUGGACAUUUAUCUCAACGGUCAGAUUCACUUUUAUAGUGAAUGUGUGCAUACCACUACUCAUGACACAGUGCAGCAAUCUCAUCUGAUACCAGCARAAACUCACCAGGGGAAAGAAACGUGUAAGCACYGAUCGUUCUCGGCGCUCGUUCUUUAUAUGAUACAAACAUCUCGUGAAAAAAAUCGCACGGGAUUCCAUGAAGUAACCUAUAUAUUAAGGUACGGUAAUACGAGCAACAAAAACGUCCAACUUGUCUCGCAACAUUGAUGCAAAACGAGUUGGAAAGCGAUGUUGCUCBUUUUUCUACGCGCGUACCAACUUGUCUCGCGUCAAAAUGGCUUGUUGCAAGUUGAAAAAGUUUGUUGCAGAAAGUAGAAGAUGGUUGUACUUUUUGCAACAAAACUUGUAGAUGUUGCUCGUAUUACCACAGCAACCCAACUUGUCUCGCAGCAAAAUGACGUUUAGCGCGCGCAAGCCAACAUCAGGUGAUGUUUUUAGCCAAUAAGAAAUCUAAACUAAUUCAACUUGCAACAAAUUGUUUUGCUGCGAGACAAGUUGGUUCGCUGGUAGUAAAACGCGCAGCAUCGCUUUUAAACUUGUUUUUCAGCAAUGUUGCGAGACAAGUUGGACGUUUUUGUUGCUCGUAUUA